AUGGAUGAAGACACCGAGACCCGAGGCCCACGGGCGCGGCUGACAUGCACCCAUUGCCAUCGUCGAAAGAUCAAGUGCAAUAAGAACAUCCCAUGCGACACUUGCAUUAAACGUCGCGAAGAAAUCACGGCCGCCCAUGGAGCUCCAUCAAGCCCGACGAGUCGGAGUUCGGCUCACAGCGAAACAGGCGACGCACUCCGGGCAUUGCUUGAGCGCGUAACACAGCUCGAGGCUAGGCUUCAGCAGAGCACGCAGUGCAUUGUUCGACAAGAGGAUGACUCGACAUCAGUCUCUGGCGCAUUAGGAGCCCAGCUGGCGACUCCAGAAACAGGCCAGCCCGACGGCCUGGAAAGCGGGAGUGAGCCAGGCCCGGCUGGCAGUAUUGCGGCCGAUGACCUUGACGCCGCUACGGUCCUGGAGUUCCUCGCUUGGGGUCGAAAGAAGGAUUCCGAUUUCAUCAAUGCACCGGAACACGAUCACGGACCUGGGCUACCAACUACGGGCUUUUCGUCUGAGAGCAACUCCUUGACCGAAAACUCCCGAUCUGCGCAGCUGGAUGUUCUGGAAGCUCUACUCCCGGACAAAUCUCAUGUUUUCCAGCUAUGCGACUUCCACAAUAGCUCGAUUCUCUGGUAUCACGGUUCAUACUCCGCCAAGAUCUUCUCCAGAGAUCUUGAAGUCUUCUUUACUGAGUAUGGAGGCAAUGUCAGAUAUGAACAACUCAAUCUCCAGUGGCUCGCGCUCCUUUUCUCCGUGCUAACCGGCAGCAUGACAUGCGCAUCUCCCUCGACCUACAGCAGCUGGGGCUUCUCUGCGGCCGAGCAGUCAACUCUGUCGUCUCGGUGGUACACUGCCACUGUCACCUGUCUAAACCUGGCCUGCUAUACUGAGACACAUACCAUCUACUCUGUCCAAGCUAUUGCGACACUAACCAUCUCUGCUCAUAUUCUCGGACACUCCAACAGCCAAUCCAUCCUGCUUGCAGCAGCUGGGAGGGUUGCCCAAAGCCUAGGCUUACAUCGUUUAGAAGCUGACACUUCGGGAGAGACCCGUCCCAUCGAUCAGCUUCGCAAAUCGGAAGCUGGCAAGCGUGUAUUUAUCCAGCUCUGCACCCAAGACUGGUUCAGCAUUCCCUUCUCGGAGAUAUACUCCAUCAGCCCCAGGUUCAUCAGUAGUCAUAUCAGGCCAUUGAACUGCAAUGAUGAUGACAUGGAGGUUCAUCCAGAAACUAUGCCGACACAGGCAAGUUACUGCAAUUACAGGUUCGACAUUGCAUCGCUCAUGCCGCAGCUGCUCGACGCCAUGGCCGGGUGCAACACCAUGUAUACCCGGUAUGAGCAGGUCCUGAAGUUUGACGAUAUAAUGAGAAAGCUAGUCACCGCAUCGAUGCCUACCUUCCUCUCGAGCAACGCCCCUGUAGCUGCUGAAUGGCCCGCUUAUGUGAGCCGGGCCCGUCGGUCAUUGACAAUAUGUGCCUCACACAAGAUCAUCAUGAUUCAUCGUAAAUUUAUAGGGCCAUCAUUUACCACCUCGGCCUUUGCCUUUACUCGACGGACCUGUCUCGCCGCUGCCAAAACAAUACUUCGCGAGGCUUUUGUUGCUGUGGACGAGACCGACCCGAUCCUGUGGAUAGACCAGGCCUUCUCCGUCGCUGCUGCAAUCAUCCUAAGCCUCGACAUGCUGCACCGCAGCCCUGCCGAUAAGGAGUUUGGAGAGCACAAACAGCUUGUCGCCGACACAGUUUUGUAUCUCGGGAAAUUCGAACACAAUAAAAUAGCCAUGCGUGGCAGGCAGUUGCUAUCCUUUCUACAGCAGGAAAUCAGUAAAUCUAGCGCGGCCCAGUCGCGCAAGAGGACGUACGGCGACAGGCGCGGAUCGCAUUCUUCAUCAUCACGGAAGCGAGCAAGAGGCUUCAACAUGCAGUCCUUCAUCCGGGACGCUUCACGGAGCGUUGGUGUUACGCCGUCUACCAUCGUAUCUCUAUCAACGCCAACGCCCAGUACGGAAGAGAAGAGCCAGGAUUGGGAUGCUUUAUUCGACCCUCUCCCUGCGCAGAUUGGAUUUGACAGCCAAUAUCUAUUCGACAACUUCUUCACAGGGCCACUGGGGCCUUCUUAG
Molecule: messenger RNA, 2118 nt
Organism: Thyridium curvatum
Lineage: Eukaryota; Fungi; Ascomycota; Sordariomycetes; Thyridiales; Thyridiaceae
Exons: 4
Coding region: 1-2118 (705 amino acids)
Biological process (GO): regulation of DNA-templated transcription
Molecular function (GO): DNA-binding transcription factor activity, RNA polymerase II-specific; zinc ion binding
Source: RefSeq, a predicted model, not a curated record